Molecule: messenger RNA, 2771 nt
Organism: Exophiala oligosperma
Lineage: Eukaryota; Fungi; Ascomycota; Eurotiomycetes; Chaetothyriales; Herpotrichiellaceae
Product: dethiobiotin synthase
Exons: 3
Coding region: 47-2584 (845 amino acids)
Biological process (GO): biotin biosynthetic process
Cellular component (GO): mitochondrion
Molecular function (GO): S-adenosyl-L-methionine:8-amino-7-oxononanoate transaminase activity; magnesium ion binding; pyridoxal phosphate binding
Source: RefSeq, a predicted model, not a curated record
UUGACUCAUUUAGAGAAGACUCAACGUGCUCAGUUGGUCAUUCGGGAUGCUUUGGCGAGACCUGAAGGCGUGGCAGGUCUACGGUGCCAACACCGACGUCGGCAAGACCAUCAUCUCGACAGUCUUGUGUCGAGCUUUACAACGCCGAGCAUCGCCGAAUGGUUUGCUCUAUCUCAAGCCCGUCUCCACUGGCCCUCAGGCCGAGGCUGAUGACAGACAUAUCAGACAUUUUGUACCUGGAAUAGUGUCGAAAUGUAUUUCUCAAUUCUCCAAGCCUCUGAGUCCGCAUAUCGCCGCUCAAUUGGAUGGGGGUAGCUCGAUACCAACGUCUGACCGGCAGAUUGUCAAGCAAGUGAAGAGCCUGCUGUCCCAACACAGUCAAGCUGGAGGACGAUAUGUCGUUGUCGAAACAGCUGGAGGGGUCCUCUCCCCUGGUCCCUCGGGCUCAGUGCAAGCAGACCUGUAUCGACCACUUCGGCUACCGACGCUUCUAAUCGGAGACAGCAAGCUGGGAGGGAUAGGCACCACCAUUUCCGCCUUCGAGUCCCUGCACGUUCGAGGCUAUGAUCUCGACUCGCUGAUUCUGUUCGACGACCCGACGUGGGGCAACUAUGGCUACCUUGAGAGGCACUUUUCGAAACAUGGCAUUCCCACCGUCGCCCUUCCAUUGCCACCAGCUCGACGACCCGAUCCCAAGGACGACGAGGCGGUCCUGUCAGACUACUACCAAGAGUGCUCCGAGUCAUCGACCGUCAACAACCUGAUCAACGACCUCCACCAGAAGCACUUUUCUCGCAUCUCCAAGCUGACGUCCAUGCCCGCCCAAGCCGAGGCGGUCAUCUGGCACCCCUUCCGCCAGCACAGCAUCCCUCACAACAUCAUCGCCAUCGACUCCGCAUACGGCGACCACUUCCAAGCCUACAACGCGGAAUCAGACUCGGCACUGACGACCACCCCAGCCGGUCCGACCAAAGGGCUGACACCCCUGGCCACUCAGGCACCGGCCGAUCCCCUCUUGACUCCUCUGUUCGACGCCUCGGCAUCGUGGUGGACACAGGGCCUCGGCCACGGCAACCCGGACAUCUCCCUGGCGGCCGCCCACGCAGCGGGACGGUACGGACACGUCAUGUUCGCGCACGCCGUCCACGAGCCGGGUCUCGACAUAUCCUACAACCUCCUCUCGACGUUGCAGAACCCGCGCCUCUCGCGCGUCUUCUUCACCGACAACGGCAGCACCGGCAUGGAAGUUGCCGUCAAGAUGGCCCUGCGUGCCUCGAGUCAACGCUACGGCUGGUCCAAAGAUGACGGCACCGGCGGCGAAUCCCCCGUCGCCAUCCUCGGUCUGCAGGGGAGCUACCACGGCGACACGAUCGGGGUCAUGAACUGCUCCGAGCCAAAUGUGUACAACGAGAAGGUCGACUGGCACCAGCCCUGGGGACACUGGUUCGAGCCCCCGUCGCUUCUCAUGCGCAAGGGCAGAUGGGAACUCACGAUCCCCGAAGAGAUGGCACCUGGCCAGACGGUCCAAGACUUUGACAGCCUCACGUCCAUUUUUGAUUUCGAGUCUCGCGGGGCCGACGCGACCCGGUACGAACAGCACAUCAAGUCCGUCUUGACGAAACUGGUCAAGGAGCAAGGCAAACGCUUCGGCGCGCUCAUCAUGGAACCACUCCUGAUGGGCGCGGGGGGCAUGAUCUUCGUCGACCCCUUGUUCCAACGUACCCUUAUCACCACGAUCCGAUCGAACCCUGACCUCAUUGGCACCCCUGUAUCUUCGUCGUCAUCGUCGUCGUCGUCAGACGACCGUACAGACUGGUCCGGUCUACCCUUGAUCGCCGAUGAGGUCUUCACGGGUCUUUAUCGUCUCGGUCGACCCAGUUCCUCAACCUUCUUGUCCUCCCCGUCUGCGUCUGCCCCUGUGUCUGCGUCCACAUCGUACACGACCCUCGCCCCCGACAUCUCGGUCCACGCCAAACUCCUGACCGCCGGACUCCUUCCCCUCGCGCUGACGACGGCCAGCGAAUCCAUCUUCCGCACGUUCUUAUCCGACUCCAAGACCGAUGCCCUCCUGCACGGCCACUCUUACACCGCGCACCCGAUAGGCUGCAUGGUCGCGAACAAGGCCCUCGCCGAGUACAACAGACUGGACACCGACGGCUCGUGGGACGAGUUCAAACGGCCAUGGUCGAGCUCCUCGCCAUCACAGUCGUCCAGCAGUAGCCCCCAACCUGCCGCCGCCUCAGCCUCAACCUCGGCCCCUUCGAAUCCUCUGCCUGGAUACCCUGUUUAUUCAUUCUUUCCUCCCACCCUCCUGGACACGCUGUCCCAUCACCCCAAAUUGGCAGGCUGUUUCGCACUCGGGACUGUUCUCGUGCUUAAACUGGCAUCUGAAGGGUCUGGUUAUAAUUCAACCGCCACAGCGUCAUUGCAAUCCCGAUUACUUACCACCCUGGACGAAGAUGGAUGUGGUAUACACUCUCGUGUCCUGGGAAAUGUCAUAUAUUUUAUGACGAGUUUGACCACAACGUCUGACCAGGUCGAGAGACUGGGUCGAACUAUCUUGCAGGCUUUGGAACAUGAAUAGACAACUGGGCUUCUCCAUUCAGAUCCUGUUCUUUGCACUAAAUGAUUGAAAAUCAAAGGCUUCGUCAUUGUGAUACACGUCUGGUCUGUCACUCAACCUGAAACAGGACCAUCAUCUCAACGAGGGAGCACCUUUGCGGCUGGAGAAAUCUUGCUCUAUCGACACUAUUAAUCCAUCCUGUGAUUGG